ACAAAAUGACUACAAGAAAAUUUAUUGUUUUACUUUUCUUCAUAUUGCACUGCAAUGAGAAAAGCGUCAUGUCCAAUACCGUCGAGCAGCCCUCUAGCCGUCUAAGAAACAUUUUCAAAAUUCAGAAAGAAAACAAAUUCAACAGCUACAGAGCUCGCGUGAAAUCAAUGCGAAAUCGAAAGGACGAUAAUGAUGAGGGAUUUCAUUUUUUAGUGACCGGUGGUUAUCGACCUGAGGUCAAUGAGCUUGCUAAAUAUGUUGUGUCGAUUCGUACUCCUGCAGAAAUGUACUUUGGGGAUUCUCACAUCUGUGGUGGAACGAUAAUUUCAAGGGACACUAUUUUGACUGCAGCACAUUGUUUAUACGAUCGCAAAGAGUUUAAAGGUUCAACGUAACCCGAAAUAUUUAACGGUAGUUGCCGGCACACCGGGUCGUUUGUUAAAAACAGACCAAACUCAAGAGAUGGAAGUUAGGAUUAUAAUUUGCCAUCCACGUUAUUCUAGGCAAAAACAUGAUGUUGCCCUAUUAAAACUAGUCGGAAAGCUUCAAAUUGAUAAUGAAUUUGUUGGCAUAAUGAAUAUAACCGGUAAACCGCCAAAGGCGGGGCUUCCAUGCACUACGGCAGGCUGGGGUGCAUUAUUUAAGGAUGGACCCCUGCCGGAUAUUAUUACUAACGGUGACGUACAGAUUCAAGCAAUGUCAAAGUGUAGAGAGAAUGAGGAUGCCCGCAGGUUAAUGAGUGUAGGAAUGAUAUGCGCUGGUAAUCCCCAUAAUCGUGAAAUUGACGCCUGCAAUGGUGAUUCGGGUGGUCCACUGAUUUGCGAGAAUAAGUUGGUUGGGAUUGUCUCUUGGGGUGUAGGUUGUGGCCGUAAGGAUUCGUAUGGCUUUUACACCGAUGUGUACUAUUACAAAAAAUUUAUCGAUGAUAAUGCUGCAACUCAAGCAAAAGUCAUGCAAUGCUGGUACUAUCUACUGCUAGUUCUGUUGGCUAUAUGUCUGCUCUAAAUAGAGUUCGAUGUUUAUGCCUUGCAGUGAUAAAAUUCAAUUCAAGCCAAAUCAAACUGAUCAAACUAAUUCAAAAUUAAAGAUUAUACGUUCAAGAACUAAAUCAGCUUAGAAGUUUUUAUAACUAAAUAAAACUUUCGAUUCU
Molecule: messenger RNA, 1150 nt
Organism: Drosophila busckii
Lineage: Eukaryota; Metazoa; Arthropoda; Insecta; Diptera; Drosophilidae
Product: trypsin-1
Exons: 3
Coding region: 463-1005 (180 amino acids)
Biological process (GO): proteolysis
Molecular function (GO): serine-type endopeptidase activity
Source: RefSeq, a predicted model, not a curated record